AUGAGACUAGCUCAACUCAAACAUACCCUCAAGUCCUGCUCCAGUCUCAGUUCCAGUCUUAGUCCCAGUCCCAUUCCCACUCCCAGUCCCAGUCUCAGUCCCAGUCCCAGUUCCAAUCCUAGUCCAAGUUCCAGUCACAGUCUAGUCCGAGUCAAUCCCAGUCGCAAUCUCACUCCCAGUUGCAGUCUCAAUCCCAGUUCCAGUCCCGGUCCCAGUUCCAGUUUCAAUUCCAGUCCCAGUUUCACUCCCAGUUGCAGUAUCAAAUCUAGCUCAAGUCUCAGCUCCAGUCUCAGUUCCAGUCUUAAUCCCAGUCCCAUUCCAACUCCCAGUCCUAGACUCAGUCCCAGUCCCAGUCGCAGUCUCAUUCCCAGUACCAAUCCUAGUCCGAGUUCCAGUCACAGUGCGCGCCUGGAAGAUCAGCAAGGCACGCGCCACCAAACCAAGCUGGCCAUUCGCACCUUCCACGUUAAACUGAAAGGGUUGCCCGACGCCACCGAUUCGCUUCGUCAGCACCGUGACGCUUUAUCAUCUAAUCGGAUCACCGCUCACCGCACCACCAGGCCACCUCAAGCCACCUUCGAAGCCGUCGUCCGCUACCACGUGCCAACGGCAAAACCUCCAAACCGUCAACGAAAUCGCCUCCGGCGGCCACACGCCAUCAACACGCUACACAGCCAGCAUCGUCGAAAAUCGCCACCGACCAUUGAAGCCGCCUGCCACCGCCCUCCAUCUCCACCUCCAUCUCCAACUCCGCCGUCGUCGCUGCCGCCAUCCGGUCUUCUGAGCCGCAGUACAAGGAAUUCUUUUUGCCACUAG
Molecule: messenger RNA, 816 nt
Organism: Armigeres subalbatus
Lineage: Eukaryota; Metazoa; Arthropoda; Insecta; Diptera; Culicidae
Exons: 3
Coding region: 1-816 (271 amino acids)
Source: RefSeq, a predicted model, not a curated record